This is a messenger RNA of Sphenostylis stenocarpa, 1011 nucleotides long. The record is from the annotation of a GenBank genome assembly. Lineage: Eukaryota; Viridiplantae; Streptophyta; Magnoliopsida; Fabales; Fabaceae.
AUGGAAGACGAAACGGAGAAACAGAAACAGAAGAAGCACUCAGCGAUGCUGGAACGCCUUUCAAAACGCGGCCAAACCCGUUCAACAAAUCCCGAAUCCUCCGCAGAAUCGACCUCCUCCUUCUUCUCACGCUUUUCAACACUGAAAACCUCAAUAGAGUCUCAACUUGACCAAUCGCAAUCCUUUUCCUCCGACCCAACCAACCUCAAACUCCAUUUCCAAAGCAUCUCCCAAUCAAUCUCCGAUUUGGAAAAACUCGUGGCAGAAAACUCCUACCUUCUACCCUCUUACGAUGUUCGAACCUCACUCAAAACCGUCUCCGACCUAAAAAACUCCCUCGAAAACCUCACAAACCAGCUCAUCCCUAAAAGGAAAUUCUCCUUCAAGAAUAAACCCACCAAGAAGGACGAUAAGGACACUGCUAUUCCGCAACCCAAACAACCCUCUCAACUCUCCACUCUCGACACGCGCCUCGCCGUGCGUGAGUCCCCGGGCUUUAGAAACAAAGUUGGUGAGGUUUUGGUCGCCAGGUUCAGGGGCUCCGAGGUUGGGGAAUUCGCCGUUUCGGAUCUCGAUUCCUGUGAAGUAAGGAUAUUAGGUUCCGUCAGGGCGCUUUUCGUACACAGGUUGAAGAAUUCAAGGGUUUCCGUCGGGCCUGUAACCGGUUCGGUUCUUAUUGAGGAAGCUGAGGGUUGCGUCUUCGUGUUGGCAUCGCAUCAGAUUCGGAUUCACGCUGCGAGAAAAUGCGAUUUCUACCUUAGGGUUAGGAGUAGGCCUAUAAUUGAGGACUGUAACGGCGUCAGGUUUGCGCCGUACUGUUUGAGUUACCGGGGGAUUGAGGAGGAUCUUCGCGGCGCUGGUCUCGACACUGAGACCGGGAAUUGGGAAAAUGUGGAUGAUUUCCGGUGGCUGCGAGCGGUGCAGUCUCCGAACUGGUUAGUUUUGCCGGAGAGUGAGAGGGUUGGUAUUGUUGAUUUAUCGAAUUUGAAAAAUGGAGAUGAGGAAAUUUGA